This is a messenger RNA of Puccinia graminis f. sp. tritici CRL 75-36-700-3, 2502 nucleotides long. RefSeq lists its product as uncharacterized. The record is from RefSeq and is a predicted model, not a curated record. Bases 445 to 2040 code for a protein of 531 amino acids. The transcript has 10 exons. Lineage: Eukaryota; Fungi; Basidiomycota; Pucciniomycetes; Pucciniales; Pucciniaceae. Gene Ontology annotation, molecular function: flavin adenine dinucleotide binding; heme binding; acyl-CoA dehydrogenase activity.
UAGUCGAGCCACCUCACCGAUCCCAUGUAUAAUAAGACUACUGUUUUUGAGAGAAAGGAAGAGACACAGCCUCUCAGGCUUGGCCAUUCCUUCUCGCCAAUCGUCAUUAUGAGAUUCUCCGAUCAGCGAGAUGGUCAACACCGAUCGUGGCUUGUGCGACUGAAGUGGGCCCGGCGAAGUGGCCGGUCAUUCCGCCGGGCUAUCCUCCACCGCUCCAUGUGUUUCAAAGUCCCAUGCGGAUAUGUACAAUCCUCGUUCACUCUCAUCGACGACUCGAUCACUCGUAGACUACGUACAUGCAUUUCUGCCGUACCUCACGCUUUCUCUUCCCAAAGAAAGAACGAUACCCUACGAUACCUCAAGACAACCAAGAACAACAAGAAGUGGGUGGAAAAAAUCGAUUUUUGAGAGCUUGAUAAGGAUACCAGAUUCGAGCGGAACGCGAUGGCCGUUAAUCAAGCAGCUACAUUCUCGACGGUCUACGAUACCAUCCCGAGCGGAAAACGGCUGAAAUCUCUGACGAGGGAAGAGGUGGCCAAACAUGAUAAGCAGGGCGACCUUUGGUGCAUCAUCGAUACCGCCGUCUAUGAUCUCUCGAAAUUCGUCGACUUGCAUCCCGGAGGCGCCUUCGUCCUUCUCGACAAAAACAUCGCCGGGAAGGAUGCCACUAAGGCUUUCUUCGGCUUACAUCGUUCCGAGGUCCUGAAGAAAUACGCCCGAUACCUGAUCGGACGAAUCGAGGACGAGAAAUGCCAAGUGAUGCUUCCGAAGGAUGGCGAGCUAUCGCUCGUCCCGCAUGCCGAACCAAGCUGGCUAUCGAAAGGAUAUUCGUCGCCCUACUACAACGAAGGCCAUCGGGCGUUCCAGAAGGCCAUCCGACUGAUCGUCGAGACCCAUAUCGCUCCCGAAGCAAGGGAACAUGAACAGACCGGCAAACGGCCCACUCAAGAAUUGGUCGACCUCAUGGCCAAGGAACACCUCAAUGCUAUGAGACUGGGACCGGGCAAACAUCUUCAUGGUCUCACCCUACCCGCCGGUCUGAAGGGUGAAAAUUUUGACUACUUUCACGAAUUGAUUAUAAUUCAAGAACUAUCUCGCAUGGGGACUCCUGGAUACCUAGAUGGUUUACUAGCCGGGAUGGUGAUUGGAUUACCACCGGUAUUAAACUUUGGCUCGCCAGAGCUAAAGAAAAAGAUCAUUCCGGAGGUCUUAUCGGGGAAGAAGUACAUUGCUCUAGCGAUCAGCGAAGCGUUUGCGGGCUCGGAUGUGGCCGGCUUACGAUGCACGGCAACCAAGACGACCGAUGGCCAACAUUACAUCGUCAAUGGGACCAAGAAAUGGAUCACCAAUGGCGCCUUUGCCGAUUACUUCUCCGUCGGCGUCCGGACUGACAACGGUCUGAGCGUCCUGUUCAUCGAAAGAGGCGACGGCGUAGAGACUAAACCCAUCAAGACUAGCUACUCUUCCGCCGCUGGAACGGCUUUCAUCACCUUCGAUAACGUUAAGGUGCCCGUGGCUAACCUCCUCGGCCAGGAAAACAAGGGCCUUCCAGUCAUCUUGUCCAAUUUCAAUCAUGAACGGUGGAUGAUGUGUUGCGUUAUCAUCCGCACGAUUCGAUUUAUCACCGAAGAGUGCUUCAAAUGGACUUAUCAACGCUCCGUCUUUGGGAAACCGUUGAUUUCUCAACCGGUUAUCAGACAAAAGCUCGCCCAGAUGUUUGCCAAGUGCGAGGCCACUCAAUCAUGGCUAGAGAGUGUGACCUUCCAAAUGAACCAAAUGACGUAUGGCCAACAGGCGGAUUUGCUGGCCGGUCCGAUCGGCCUUCUGAAAGCUUAUGCGACCCGAGUUGCUCAUGAGAUAGCCGAUGACGCAGUCCAGAUUUUUGGUGGACGUGGGAUCACAGCUACCGGAAUGGGUCGGUUUGUUGAAGCCUUCCAACGGACCUAUAAGUUUGGCUCUGUUCUUGGAGGAUCAGAAGAAAUCAUGUUUGAUCUCGGUGUUCGUCAAGCUAUGCGUAAAAUGCCACCGGCUGUACUGUAGAAGAACUCCAGGCUUUCGUGUGAGCUUACGAUCGAUGCUAAUGAUGACAGGUUCUAGUAGCAGGACAACAGCUUCUUGGGAUCUUGAUAGAGGGACAACUGAUUGGACUGCAUAUGUUCUCAAAUUGAUUGUUGAGGAAAUUGAAUACAAUGUACCCGCUCAGACUACUUUGUGUCUAAUCCGUUCAACGAAAAGAGAGAGAAAGAGGCAAAGAAAAAGAAAAUAUAGAGACAUGGAGAUUCUUAUUUCAUUAACAAUGUUCAGAACAUUGUAACUCUCCCAACAUAAAGAUGUGAAUUCGUGGAACUUUGCGAAGGAAUAGGCAAUCAAUAAUCUUGAAGACAAAACCAAGCACUGAAAUCAAUAUGACAUGAAGAAAUGGGAAGUUUGUUCUGCCAAAAAGUAUUUUAAGUAAUUAUGGGAUCAGCAAAAUGAUAGAGGAGCAGUUGACACCUAAUCUAC